AUGUUCGCCCGGCUUAUUUGCAUAGCACUAAACGACAUGGACGACACCUUCAUGUGCGGGAAGAAUAGUCUUUCCAGCCACGAUGGCAGGUGGCUAGCAAUUGCUCUCCGGAAUCUCUGGGUACGGUGUCUCCGUAAAGCAUAUGAUGUUAUUGGGGUCAUUGGGGCAGAAGUUAGGGGUCGAUCUCAGCUGCUGCGCAAGGGCCUUAAAUAUCCUGGAACAACCUCUCAAACUGGGGAUAAGGAUAGGGAAACAAGCCCGGCCGUUCGCCUCCACCUUCUCAAUCUCUCGCUGCUGCAGCAGAGAUGA
Molecule: messenger RNA, 309 nt
Organism: Paracoccidioides brasiliensis Pb18
Exons: 2
Coding region: 1-309 (102 amino acids)
Source: RefSeq, a predicted model, not a curated record